AUGAAGUUCAUUGCUGCCUUUUCAUCUCUGCUGGCUCUUGCCAACGGCCUGGCCAUCAAGCGCCAGUCUUGCUCCAACCCAUCCACUCGUGUUGAAUGGCGUGAUUUUUCCGACGACCAGAAGUCCUCUUACAUGGAGGCUGUCAAGUGUCUCAAAGACACCCCGUCCCGUCUGUCCUCGGACUCGGGCUCGGCCAGUCUGUACGAUGACUUUGCGAAUGUCCAUAGACAGUUGGACUCUGAGAUUCACUUCGUUUCUUCAUUCCUUCCCUGGCACAGAUGGUUCCUUUGGCUCUACGAGCAAGCUCUGCAGAAUGACUGCAACUACGACAGCACCGUCCCAUACUGGGACUGGUCUCUCGACUACGCCGACGGCGCUUCCUCCCCCGUCUUCGACGCCGAUACCGGGUUUGGUGGUGAUGGAGACGAGUCGACCCUUUGCGUUGCAUCUGGACCGUUCGUGGAUUUCAAUGUCUCGACCCCUGACAAUCACUGCCUGCAACGCGAGUUCGACAUGUCUGUGCUUGAGCAAUACAACUCGCCGUCUGAAGUCAACACCACUCUCGAAUAUUCUUCAUACUCUGCCUUCCGCCCUGGCAUCGAGAACGGGCUCCACAGAGGCGGACAUGCUGCCAUAGCUGGAGACAUGGCCAACAACUAUUCCCCCAACGAUCCCGUUUUCUUCCUGCACCACGGAGCCAUUGACCGAGUUUGGUGGGAGUGGCAGUCUGCCAACAGUAGCAGACUCACUGAUUACAGCGGCAACAGAUACCAGAACGACUCCGCUAUUGAGGGUUCUCUCUCGGAUGUCUUGUUUAUGGUUGACGGCUGGGUCGACUCUGUUCCCACCGUUGAAGAUGUCAUGUGGGUUCAGAACGACAUCUUCUGCUACACCUACUAG
Messenger RNA from Colletotrichum chrysophilum, 900 nucleotides. RefSeq lists its product as uncharacterized. Bases 1 to 900 code for a protein of 299 amino acids. The transcript has 3 exons. The record is from RefSeq and is a predicted model, not a curated record. NCBI's taxonomy places the organism in Eukaryota, Fungi, Ascomycota, Sordariomycetes, Glomerellales, Glomerellaceae. Gene Ontology annotation, molecular function: oxidoreductase activity.